CACCAUUAUUCGACGUAUAUGCUGAAGACGACGAGAGGCGCUGUACGAAGCUUUCAGUUCGAGAAAGACAUUACAAUAUGGCGAAGGCGAGUUUCUUUUUAUUCUUAAUUGUCUCAAUUAUUGGUCUGCAGCAAGUGAUUUCUUUGACACAGUCGCAGGUAAAUUAUUUAAAACAGCGAUUGAAUGACCGAUUCAAUCUACCAGUUUCAGAUUACUCACAAUUCAGUGAAUUUAGUGAGACAAAAAACGAGAUAGAUAGUGGUGCCUCAAUACAAAAUGAAUACGAUGAAGAAAGAACAAUAAAUGAAAAGAGCGAAGAACAUAGUCACACAAUUGACGUGGACAUACGAAUGCCGGACGUCAAACCGACAUACGAAAAUGAGUAUUUUUGUCAUGCUAUAGAGAUGCCAAUGGAACGGUCCGUUUUCAUAGUUGGUUACAAACCACAUGCAGAGAUGGGAACAGCUCAUCAUAUGCUACUGUAUGGAUGCAGUGAACCGGGAAGCCAGAAUAAAAGUUGGAACUGUGGUGAAAUGGCAACUACCAACGACGAAUCAGUAUGUGGUGAUGGACCAAGAAUAUUAUAUGCAUGGGCAAUGGAUGCUCCAUCCCUUGAGCUGCCAAAAGACGUCGGGUUUGAAGUUGGAGGAGAUACGGGUAUCAACUACCUUGUUUUACAAGUGCAUUAUGGUGACAUAUCUGAGAAAAUCAAAGAGCACUUUACAGACGAUUCGGGAAUAACGCUUCAAAUCACAGAUCAACCGCGAAAACUUAGUGCUGCAGUGUACUUACUUGGCAGUGGUGGUUAUAUACCCGGACAUUCUGAAGUAUAUAUGGAGUCGGCGUGUUCAUAUGACCACUCACAGGUGCUGCAUCCUUUUGCAUAUCGCGUUCACACACACAAGCUUGGUAGAGUGGUAUCGGGUUACCGAAUUCGAAACCAGCAAUGGGAAGAGAUAGGACGGCGAGACCCACAAAAACCUGAAAUGUUUUACCCCAUUACCAAGAAUAUGACGGUAGAGCGAGGGGACAUCUUGGCGGCAAGAUGCACGAUGGUGAAUGAUAUGGAUAAGACUGUUUACACUGGGGCUACCUCUGAUGAUGAAAUGUGUAAUUUCUACAUGAUGUACUAUACAGAAGGUACAUUGCCUAACAUCGACACUUGCUUUAGAGCAAAUCAAUUUAAAUGGCGACACUACUUCGACAACAUCCCAGCAGACGCAAGCGUUGUGCCGGACGAAAAAUAGAACAUUUAAGAGAAUAUAAGUGUUUAAUCAGAUGUCCACAGUGCAACUAAAAGUAAAAUCACUACAAUGGAUUGGGUAACUAUAAGGCCUUGAUAUAGUAGGCCUAUAUUCUCUCUACAACCUAUGUGGAAAGAUAUAUAUCUGGUUGUCAAAACGAAUAAAUUUUUGUCCAUCAGGAAUGUAACUAGAAGCGAUUGUUGUUGUAAAAUGUAUGUUGUGUUGUCUGUAUUUUCUUUGUACAGUUAUUUAGUUUGUUAUCCAUUAUACAAAUGAUUAAUGUUUAUAAGUACAUGUGUAUGUUUAUGAGUUAAAAAAUGGAACAGUCCAUCCAUCCAAUAUUUUUCCAUGGCACUCAUAAAAAAAAACAUUUAUUUGUUUUACAUACAACUAAAAUAAAUUGUUGUCAUUUUGGAAAUUCAAUUUCAUGUUCUAUCUCUCUCAGAACGGUGGCAUCACUUUAUAGUUCAAGAUUUAAUUACUGAAAGUACCUGUUAUAUUAAUUGUAUUUUUAUAAUAAUAGGCCGAGAAGGCCAUGGAAGAACAUUUAUGGAAAUAUAAACCAACAUUACACGAAGAAUGACACAAAUAAAAAAAAAAGAAGAAGAUAUUUUGCCAUUAAAUGGUGUAAUCUACAAUGUCACGUGGUAAUAAAUCAACCAAUCAAAUUACAUGGAUCUAAAUAGGUGUGGUAUAAAUGACAUUAUUGUGUGAAUUCAGCAUGUUCAUACAAAUGACAUGUGAAAUGUGAAUGUGUGUGUAAAAAUGUAUAAUUGAAGACAAUGAUGCUCAUGUAUUUAUAAAAACAUUUUUUAGCUAUUGCAUCCAUAUCAUCAUUAUAAUAUUGUUUAUAAAAAUAUCGUUUAAGAAAUAGACAUUCAUAAAUAACUGAGAUCUAACAUAGAGCAAUUAUAUUUAUUCAUAACCAUUAUCAGCAACAAUUUAAACAAACGUGAUUAAAAUUAAUGAAACCAAAAAGAAAAAAACCCUAUCUUGUUUGCAUCAUUGAUAUUUUAGAACUUCAUGGUACUGUCCUACUUAUUGAAAAUAAAAAUACUCUAAUCAAUGUGGAUAAUAAAGGUUUUAAACUAAAUAAUACAAACAGAAACGGGAAAAA
Molecule: messenger RNA, 2361 nt
Organism: Anneissia japonica
Lineage: Eukaryota; Metazoa; Echinodermata; Crinoidea; Comatulida; Comatulidae
Product: probable peptidylglycine alpha-hydroxylating monooxygenase 1
Exons: 11
Coding region: 78-1247 (389 amino acids)
Biological process (GO): peptide metabolic process
Cellular component (GO): extracellular region; membrane
Molecular function (GO): copper ion binding; peptidylglycine monooxygenase activity
Source: RefSeq, a predicted model, not a curated record